Neopsephotus bourkii (Bourke's parrot) is the source of this 1292-nucleotide messenger RNA. RefSeq names its product protein shisa-7-like. Gene Ontology annotation, cellular component: postsynaptic density; AMPA glutamate receptor complex; postsynaptic membrane. The transcript has 5 exons. The coding region runs from base 48 to 1292 and encodes 414 amino acids. The record is from RefSeq and is a predicted model, not a curated record. NCBI's taxonomy places the organism in Eukaryota, Metazoa, Chordata, Aves, Psittaciformes, Psittacidae. Gene Ontology annotation, biological process: regulation of AMPA receptor activity; regulation of short-term neuronal synaptic plasticity.
CGUCACCGGUGGCGCCGUCGGAGCUGUGCCACGGGUACUAUGACGUCAUGGGCCAGUACGACGCGGCCUUCAACUGCUCGACGGGCAACUUCCGGUUCUGCUGCGGCACGUGCCACUACCGCUUCUGCUGCGAGCACCGGGGGCGGCGCCUGGAACAGCGGCGCUGCACGAACCUGCAGAGCCCCGGCUGGGCCCGCGCCCCGCCGCCACCCCCCCCGCGCCGCGGAGCCGCCGCCGCCAGGGGAAGGGAGGGGGGGGAGGGGGGGGAGGAGGGGGAGGGGGAGCGGGAGGAGGAGGGGGAGGGGGAUGGUGGGGGAGGGGCGGGCAGCGGGACCCCGUACGUGGUGUGCGGGGUCGUGAGCCUCGUGCUGGCCGUGGCGGUGGCGGCGAGAGCGGUGCUGGGGAGGGGGGGGAGCGGGAGGGGGGAGCCGGGGCAGGAUGAUGGGGGCAGGGCUCUCAUGGACGUCCUGCGGCACCAGGCGGGGGGGGGCCGCCCCGAGCGGCGCAGCAGUGGGGUUCUGCCCCCCCCACCCCCCGACAAUGGUCCCGCCCGGCCCCCCAAGACCCUCUACAGCACCGUCAAGGCCUGCAAGGGCAGCUGGGGGGGGGCCAUAGGGGACACGGGCCCCCACAGCUACGUCCACCUGGGCAUGGGGACCCCCGAGCACCGGGCGGCCACGCUGGACUGGCGGGGGCCCCGCUCGGGCUCCCUGAGCUGCUCCCGCUCCUUCCACAACCUCUCGCACCCGCCCCCCCCCUACGAGGGCCCCGCCCCCCCGGAGCUGGGGCGCUGCACGUCCCUGCGGCGCCUGGCUGACCGGGACCCGGAUGACCCCUGGGGCAGUUACUGGGCCCCGGCCUGGGCUCCGCCCCCCCGCUCCGCCCUGCCCUUGGCUCCGCCCACCCCUCGCGGAGGCCCCGCCCCUCGCCGCGUGCUCUCGCAGGAGCUGCUGCUCGCGGGGGGGGGCUGGGGCGGGACCAUGCCCCGCGCAAGGGGCGGGGCGGGGCGGCGAGACCCCGCCCCCUCGCCGCGGCCCCCCGCCCACGCCACCUCCCACAGCAGCCUGGCGGGGGGCGUGGCCAGGCCCGGAGGCUCCUCCCCUUCGCCGCCGGCUCCGCCCCCUGGUCCCGCCCCCCCUCCUCCUCCGCCACCGCCUCCCGUUGGGAGCGGCCCCGCGCACCCCCCCCGGCGCCUGCAGCGGCAGAGCACGGCCGAGCUCCAGCUCCUGCCCGGGCCCCCCCCCCACGGGCACCACCUGAGAACCGGCAGCAGAACCGAGGUCACCGUGUGA